GCGGCAGAGAAAAAGGCUAUUGGUUGAAAUUGCAGCCAAUGGGAGGGCUUGUUACUAGUCUGCGCGGUGCGGAGCUUGUAGGGAAAGUGCUUUGGGCCUGGAACCUCUACACAUCCCGGUGGUUUUAGCACGAUGAGCUCCAUCGGCACCGGGUAUGACCUGUCAGCUUCUACGUUCUCUCCUGAUGGAAGAGUUUUUCAAGUUGAAUAUGCUAUGAAGGCUGUAGAAAAUAGUAGUACAGCUAUUGGGAUCAGAUGUAAAGAUGGUGUUGUCUUUGGAGUAGAAAAAUUAGUGCUGUCUAAACUUUAUGAAGAAGGUUCCAAUAAACGACUUUUUAAUGUUGAUCGGCAUGUUGGAAUGGCUGUAGCAGGUUUGUUGGCAGAUGCUCGUUCUUUAGCAGACAUAGCAAGAGAAGAGGCUUCCAACUUUAGAUCUAAUUUUGGCUACAACAUUCCACUAAAACAUCUUGCAGACAGAGUGGCUAUGUAUGUACAUGCUUACACACUCUACAGUGCUGUUAGACCUUUUGGCUGCAGUUUCAUGUUAGGAUCUUACAGUGUGAAUGAUGGUGCACAGCUCUACAUGAUUGACCCAUCAGGUGUUUCAUAUGGUUAUUGGGGCUGCGCCAUUGGCAAAGCCAGGCAAGCUGCAAAGACAGAAAUAGAAAAACUUCAGAUGAAAGAAAUGACCUGCCGUGAUGUUGUUAAAGAAGUUGCAAAAAUAAUUUACAUAGUACAUGAUGAAGUUAAAGAUAAAGCUUUUGAACUAGAGCUCAGCUGGGUUGGUGAACUAACUAAAGGAAGACAUGAAAUUGUUCCAAAAGAUAUAAGGGAAGAAGCAGAGAAAUAUGCUAAGGAAUCUUUGAAGGAAGAGGAUGAAUCAGAUGAUGAUAAUAUGUAACAUUUACUUCAGCAUCUAUUCUAUAACAGUUCCUUGUAACUUUAGCCCCUGACCAGUUUUCAUUAAAUUUUUGACUUGUAGCCACUGAA
Molecule: messenger RNA, 989 nt
Organism: Ictidomys tridecemlineatus (thirteen-lined ground squirrel)
Lineage: Eukaryota; Metazoa; Chordata; Mammalia; Rodentia; Sciuridae
Gene: Psma3
Product: proteasome 20S subunit alpha 3
Biological process (GO): ubiquitin-dependent protein catabolic process
Cellular component (GO): proteasome core complex, alpha-subunit complex; proteasome core complex
Source: RefSeq, a predicted model, not a curated record